Messenger RNA from Gambusia affinis (western mosquitofish), 965 nucleotides. Its product is annotated as C-type lectin domain family 10 member A-like. The transcript is spliced from 6 exons. The record is from RefSeq and is a predicted model, not a curated record. Bases 88 to 813 code for a protein of 241 amino acids. NCBI's taxonomy places the organism in Eukaryota, Metazoa, Chordata, Actinopteri, Cyprinodontiformes, Poeciliidae.
CGCUCCAACCACGCUUUCAUAGUAUUCAGUGUAGCUGCUGGUUCCAAAUCUGUCUGGAAAGAAAAUAUUCAGCUCCCCUUUCAAGCAAUGGAGGAUAUAUAUGUUAAUGUUCAAGGUGUCAAACCUGUUCCUCAAAUUUCCGCACCAAAUUACCCAGGUUCAAGCAGGUCUGAGAAGAGGCUCUAUUUAGGUAUUAUUAUUGCUUUUGGGCUCCUCAAUGUUUCCCUCCUGGCUGGACUGGUCGUCCUUGGUGUCUACUAUCAUAACGCAGGUGAUAUUGCCAGCAGCAAUCUGGCUGAAUGUCAACAGGAUGGAAAUAACAAGAUUUCCAUCCUAAUUGAGGAACGAGACCUGCUGAAUGCCAACCUCACUGCAGUUACUCAAGAGCUGAUGAAGCUUCGAGAAUCAACUUGUCCUACAGGAUGGAUAACGUCCAGCGUUUCCUGUUACUAUUUCUCUAACGAAGCUGGUUCCUGGGAUGAAGGCAGGAGGGACUGCAUUGACAGAGGAGCUGAUCUGCUAGUGAUGAACAAUGCUGAGGAGAAGAUAUUCCUUGCUGCUCUCAUAAAGAAGGAAGCUUGGAUUGGUUUAAAUGAUAAAGAAACUGAGGGUUCCUGGAAAUGGGUUGAUGGAAACUCCCCGGAGUUCAAGAACUGGCACGACUUUCAGCCUGAUAAUGGUGGGACAAGCGGAAGAUGGGGAGAGGAGGACUGUGUACAUGUCAAUAACUACGGCAAAGCGUCUUGGAAUGACCUUUCAUGUGAUGGGGCUAAACACUGGAUCUGUGAAAAAGUGCUGAAAUUGUCUGUUUGAAAAAAAAGGUCUCUAAAUAUAAUGGUUUUGAUUUUAUUCUUGAAUUUUAGGCAUUCCAUCUCUAAAAACAAAGCUUUUAUAAAGCGCUUUAAUAGUCCUGCUUCUAGUCACAAUGAAUUUAAAUAUUACAAUAAACUCUAUUUUCUGCUUUC